UGGAGUAGUGAGAGGUUGGCGACUGGCGGGGAGAAAAAUCUGCCAAAGAUCAAGAGGAUAAAGGAAACAUUCAGGAGAACCACCAGAAGUUUGUUUCUCCCACAGGACUUCACGGUGCAGGUGAGAUCUUCUGGCAUCGUCUGAAGGGUUCGUACGGAGCUGCUCAGUGGAAACCAACUAGGAGUCUCCCAACAAGAGACAAGGACAAUCAUGAUGUCACCAGACGACCGAGCCCUGGAGGACCUGUUGUAUUGCGGUGACCUUGGUGACGAGGCGGAGCUGGGUGGAGGCCCGGCAGGGACGGUGGAGAGUGCUGCUGCAGACAAUACUGCGACAGCUGUGUCCAUCCAGGGGCCAAUAACGUGUGCCGGCUGCGGGAAGCAGGUGUGCGACCGUUUCUUCCUCUUGGCUGCAGGCAGUGUGUGGCACAGUGUCUGCCUCCGCUGCAGCCAGUGUCAGUGCGAGCUGCAGACGCACCCCUCACUCUACUGGAGAGAUGGAAACAUCUACUGCCAACAAGACUACUGCAGGAUGUUUGGAGGUGGUCAGUGUGCUCGCUGCUUUCAGCCAAUCCCAGCCUCCGCUUUAGUCAUGAGAUCUGGUGAUCUGACUUUCCAUCCUCACUGCUUCUCCUGCCAGGAGUGUGAUGUGACAUUAAUACCGGGGAACCUGUACUGCAUGCAGGGCCAGAACCUCUACUGUCAGUCGCAUUACCAUGACGACAGCGGGAGUGUCUCGCUAUCACGUGAUCUCCAGCCCAAAUUGAAUCUAAAAGAAGCUCAAAGUCAGGUCUCAGGUGAAGGGGAGGAGUCUGUUAGCAGUCCUGAGCCACGAUUGGAUGACAAGGUGGCAGGUGGGCGGGCCCGCAGGCGGACCAAGCGAAUUAGAACAAGUUUUCGCAGCGAGCAGCUCAGAGCACUGGAGUCAUAUUUCGCCCAGAAACACAACCCUGAUGGGAAAGACUGGACCUGCCUCGCACACAAGACUGGCCUGCCAAAGAGAGUCUUGCAGGUGUGGUUUCAAAACGCUCGGGCCAAACUGAGACGCUCCCUUACCGCAGAUGACUCUCAGGUCAACUCACCCUCAGCUCCCCUGAGAGGCGUAACCAUGGCGAUGGGCUCACCGCCCCCAGCCUGCUCCCCACCUGACCAGUCCCAGCUCUUCUCUUCCACCAGCACCAUCGACCAGCAGCAGCUCUCUCUGCUCACUGCCCCGCUCAGCGAGCCUUUGGUGAGCCCUGCCAUUAGCCAGUCGCAACAGCUGCAAAACCCCGACUUCUUCCUGGAAUACGAUUCCCAGAGUGCAUCAGGGAAUGUCUCCUCCCUUGAGACGUAUGAGGACUUUGGAGAAGCAGGAGGAGGAGCAGAGGGAGAAGUUGAUCCUGAUAGUUCUUUUAGACCACAUUACUGCUAGUCCAGGUAGUACCUAAUUGAGCGACCUCCACACUGUGAGUAACAACAAGAUUUUCAUAAUAGGACAUAAGUAGGUUAUAAUCCUUAAGAUUUUAGUUAAAUGCUUUUAAAUGUGAAGCAACACUAAACAGGAAACAGCAACAGGAUAUGUCUGUAGGAGAGUAAACAUCGAGGCUGAUACCCAUCAGACCAAAUACAAAUUGCCUGUGACCCCUCGGAGGCGAGAUUAGUUUGGUUUACAUCACAGGGGUCUGAGUUCACUUUAGCCCUUUCUACCAAACACUUUCGGUAUGGUGUCUUUGGAACCAAAAGUAACCCCUCAGACAUGGUACCUAGACCCUAGUGUUUCCACCGCAAACAGUGGGCUGGGUUGUUGUCACUCACUGCUCCAUCCAGCACUCACUGUAUUUCCUCAUCACCAGUGACACAGAUGGAAGUCUGCACCUUAUUGUCCACAGAACAUUUUCAGAACAAAAACAGAACAGGCUGCAGUGAGAGUCUCUCUCCAUGGGAUAUUUGAAAAUAGCAGCUUUUGGCAUUUAGUCCUUCUCAGGCAAGCUUAGGGGUUUAGUGUUGCCAGAGCCCACAGGAAUGAUGCUUUGCAACACUUUGCAAUGCGUUUUUCUCCUAGUGAGGAUUAGAAUAUAUGCAGUUCAUAUAGACUGGUUGAAAUUAAUAUAUAUACAUUUUUAAACACUUAAACACUUAAUUACUAAAAGCAUUUGUCAUCCAGGAGACAGCAUAAAAACUAAUGGAAUGGUCAAAGUUGUCAUAUUGAAAUUCAAGGUGUGCUGAUUGAUUCACAUUGUCCACUCAUGCAUUGAGUAGCAUUAUAAGUAGACGUUCCACCUUAAAUGAAUUAGGUUGUUUUUUUCUCAGACUAAGUGUAAAGUGAUAGGGAGGGAAGUAAUAGAAAUAAAAACGUAAUACCUUAAGUCAAAUAAUGAGGGGUCAUCAUCACCGACUUCACACUGAUGAAGAAAAACUCAGGAAAAGCUUGUCUGAUGACAUUUGUUGUUUUUGAAUUAUUUAUUUUUCAUCUAUUGAAUUUUUGGCAAAGUGUUUCCAGAAGUUAAAAAUGAACUCAGCAUGUCUUAUAUUUAGACAACUUGGUUUUCCCCCCAUGAACAACACUUUGUUCAUCUGUUUAAAUCAGAUGUGCCUGAUGUUAAGAUUCUUCUCUGCUUCCUUUAUAAUAAAACACUCUCUGUGUUCGGUGAAUAAACCAUUAACUUGCCCACACUUCUUCCUCCAAGUUCCCUCUUUGUGCACCACAAACAGUGGCUCAUCCACUACAUGCAGAGUUUGAAUGAUUAGCUGAUUACUCAUUAAAUGUCUAGUGUAGACGAUUUAGUGCGAUCUAGUAGUGAGGUUGAAAAACUAAAACUUCUCCUGUGUGUCGAGUGUGUAGGGGAACUACAGUGGUCAACCUGAAAACGUCCACGUCCUUUCCUGGUGCUUUCAUUGUCUUUUUUCAAAAUACCCUUCCAUUUUCACAGAAAAUGUACAGUUUGCAUACAGUCUCUUUUAAAAUAAAUGCACUAUGUUGGUCCAACGCCAGAAACGUAUUUUUCAUUCAACAACAAACGCAUGGUUUGUCAACAACAAACGCAUGGUUUGUUACGCACCAUUCGGUGGUUGUCGGUGGUUGUUGGACACAUCCACCACCCGUCUCGCCCACC
Epinephelus moara (kelp grouper) is the source of this 3094-nucleotide messenger RNA. RefSeq names its product LIM/homeobox protein Awh-like. The coding region runs from base 211 to 1413 and encodes 400 amino acids. NCBI's taxonomy places the organism in Eukaryota, Metazoa, Chordata, Actinopteri, Perciformes, Serranidae. Gene Ontology annotation, cellular component: nucleus. The record is from RefSeq and is a predicted model, not a curated record. The transcript has 7 exons. Gene Ontology annotation, molecular function: RNA polymerase II transcription regulatory region sequence-specific DNA binding; DNA-binding transcription factor activity, RNA polymerase II-specific. Gene Ontology annotation, biological process: regulation of transcription by RNA polymerase II; neuron differentiation.